AGGCAGAAGUACAGAAGGAUAAUACAUGUGUCCUUCUCUUGAUCUUUUCUUUUGUUUUUCCGUAUGCUCUUUUUUUUUUUUUUUUUUUGCAUUGCAUUGCUAUCGGUUAUAUUCGGUUUAAUCCUCUCUGUUGUGUUUGUAGUAAGAAAAACACUUUCCAGUGUGUGCACGGGCUGCUUGACAAGGAGACCAAACUACAUAUGCUGUUUAUUGCAUGUGUAUCACUUUGGGCCAGUGUCAGAUAAAGGCUUAUAUUAAAAACUGGACUGCAUCUGCUGUCCUUUUGCUUCUGUGAAACACAUUUACCAACCUGUUUAAGCUGAUUUAAUCUGUAGACUUUGGACAUACCCAAUCAUAGCCAUGGACAAGAGAUCUUGCUGGUUUGCAUUCUUGUGUUUAUUGCUAGCUGUGAAUAUAAGCUUGGUGGGAUAUAUGCAUUUUCGAAAGGAAUUGACAAGAAAACUAGAAAAUAAAAUGGAGCUCACAAAUAUGGAAAUCAAAGAAAAAGAAUCAAGUAUAAUACAUUUUGAAUCAGCUCUUGAAAAUUCGAAGAAGCUGAUGAGCACCACAGAAACAGAGGUCACAGAUCUUCAGGAUGAGAUAAAGAAAUCUGCUAUCGAUCAGGAAAACAAAGCCAAACAGGUUAAAGAUUGCCAGAAUUCUGUGGAGAACCUCAGAACUGAAAAUGGAAUCAAGGAGAAGGAGGAGACUGACAAUCAUGAUAACUAUGCUGCUCUUCAGGCAAAGUGGAGUGAAACAAUUAAUGGCCUUAAACAGCAGCUGAAUGAGCGGAGUCAGCUUUGUGAACAUGUGAAGAACGCUACAGAAGUGAGAGAGCAUUGCCCUCCCAUCAAGACUUCAUAAUUAUACUUUGGGUGAUAUGGUAUAAUAUUGAGAAGAACACCUUCUGUGCAUGUCAGUGCUUUGUGCUGUUGACUCAUUAUGAUAAAUUGCUUCUUAUAUUAUUCCUCAGUUGUAAACUGCUUUGAAAAAACCAUAUGCUACAUAAAUAAAAGUAACAGUGCAUGUAUGGUGAGUCUCAGAAAACAACUAAAAAUGAGAACUACAUUUGUGUUUAGUCAGUUUUAUUACAGGUCCUAAAAACAUCAGAGUAUUAAUACAUUUUGAUAUUAAUACAUCAAGUGUAACUGUUGCUUUGGUAUGAAUACAGUAUCUUCAUUAGUUUGGAUUAUUGAUCUAAGGAAAAAAUAUUUUAAUCAGUGAAUACAAUAAUUGUUUUGAUAAGUUUAUUUGAUAUAUGAUUUGUGAUAAGUGAUAUCUUCAUUUUGUGCUAUAUUUGUGAUAUAUUCAAAUGAAAUAAAAAAUGAAAU
Messenger RNA from Myxocyprinus asiaticus (Chinese sucker), 1331 nucleotides. RefSeq lists its product as uncharacterized. The coding region runs from base 361 to 864 and encodes 167 amino acids. NCBI's taxonomy places the organism in Eukaryota, Metazoa, Chordata, Actinopteri, Cypriniformes, Catostomidae. The record is from RefSeq and is a predicted model, not a curated record. The transcript has 5 exons.